Tupaia belangeri chinensis (Chinese tree shrew) is the source of this 1434-nucleotide messenger RNA. It is a transcript of the gene NOVA2, whose product is annotated as NOVA alternative splicing regulator 2. The record is from RefSeq and is a predicted model, not a curated record. Lineage: Eukaryota; Metazoa; Chordata; Mammalia; Scandentia; Tupaiidae. Gene Ontology annotation, molecular function: RNA binding.
AUUUGCCUCCUUCGCCUGAGCGGUGUGGGAGCUUUGUCUUCUUUAUGGCCAUCCCCAAACCGGUGCCGGCACGUAGCAGGUGUCCAGUAGCUACUUGUUGGAUGAAUGAAUGGAAGGGUGGACAAGCGAGCGAAUGGGAGUCACCGCGCUGUGUUUCUUGCCGCUGUGCUGUGCGCUGUCAUUGCCCCGUGUGUUCCUGGGAUCCCCGGUUUCCUCCAUGCUGACUCCCCUCUACUCUGCCCCUGCAGAGGAAGGCGAGUACUUCCUGAAGGUGCUGAUCCCCAGCUACGCAGCGGGCUCCAUCAUUGGCAAGGGCGGGCAGACCAUCGUGCAGCUGCAGAAAGAGACGGGGGCCACCAUCAAGCUCUCCAAGUCCAAAGACUUCUACCCCGGAACCACAGAGCGGGUAUGCCUAGUCCAGGGCACAGCAGAGGCCUUGAACGCUGUGCACAGCUUCAUUGCCGAGAAGGUCCGAGAAAUCCCACAGGCGAUGACCAAGCCUGAAGUGGUCAACAUCCUUCAACCCCAAACCACGAUGAACCCCGACAGAGCCAAGCAGGCCAAGCUGAUCGUCCCCAACAGCACGGCAGGCCUGAUCAUCGGCAAGGGGGGCGCGACGGUGAAAGCCGUGAUGGAGCAGUCAGGUGCGUGGGUGCAGCUGUCGCAGAAGCCCGAGGGCAUCAACCUGCAGGAGCGCGUGGUGACGGUCAGCGGCGAGCCCGAGCAGGUGCACAAGGCCGUGAGCGCCAUCGUCCAGAAGGUACAGGAAGACCCCCAGAGCAGCAGCUGCCUCAACAUCAGCUACGCCAACGGGGGCUUCCUGACGGCGGAGAAGUUGGCAGCCGAGAGUGCCAAGGAGCUGGUGGAGAUUGCGGUGCCUGAGAACCUGGUGGGAGCCAUCCUGGGCAAGGGGGGCAAGACGUUGGUGGAGUACCAGGAGCUGACAGGCGCCCGCAUCCAGAUCUCCAAGAAGGGCGAGUUUCUGCCAGGCACGCGGAACCGGCGGGCCACGGGCAGCCCCGCGGCCACGCAAGCCGCUCAAUACCUCAUCAGCCAGCGGGUCACCUACGAGCAGGGGGUGAGGGCCUCAAAUCCCCAGAAAGUGGGAUGAGGCCUGUGGUGUCUGCUCCCGCUCUCCUCCCCCUCCUCCUCCUCCCCUCCCCACUCCUGACCUCGCUUGGUGUGGUCCUGCCCCUGUGGGAUGGGGCUGGGUAGGCCUGGCUGCACCUCCCCUCGGUAGUCAUAGGCAGGAUUGAGUGAUGAUUGGGGUCGGGGCUCAGAAGCCCCCGCCUCAGCCCUGAACUGACCCCCCCUCCUCCCACCCUGUGCUUGACUGGGCCUGACCCUCCUCUCCCAGGGCCCAGGUCUGUGUGAUAUCUGUAUAUAUUGCAUUUUGUUGAUUUUAAUAGAAAACAAAGCGUUAUUUUCUCUUUC